AUGAGAGCAUUAUUACCAACUCUUUCCGCUGUCUGUAACUGGUGGCUCCACCUUCAUUUCGAAACCACUCAAACAGACUUUUCGUUGUCCUUUCGCUGCCAGACGAUGUGGCCGCCCACACGUCCCGACAGAAGCCAAGCUGCGUACAUCAUCAUCGUGAAGUCAGUCCCGUGACACAGCAUCGUGUGGCGAUGACUGGUCCUGUCCUGGCCAACGACUGCAACCGAGAAAAUGGCGUCGACAUGGUGCUGACUUCUAAAUGUCAACAAUGAGAUUUUCGUGUUCUCAUUCCCCUCAACAUGGCUGGGGACCGCUGACAGUGUUUUUUGUCUUGUCUUGGAUACAAAUGUCAGGACAUGUCGCGGGCAAGGCGGUGCCUGUGUUGUGGAGCAGGAAUGGUCUGAUCACCUGUCCCGAGACACAGUCGUCCAUGGUUGUGGUGGAGGAGGGUUUCUACCAGCACUCCACCAACGCCUGUGACGACCACUGCCGGCCUCAGAUGACCGGCGGCCAGAACGUCACGUGCUCCUUCCGGAACGGUACCUGCGUGCAAGGGCUGUCGUCACGUGACCUGGCCGCCAUCUACGACCUCUGCUGGCCCAGCGCCCUGCCCUGCAACCUCACAAACGCCAACUUGUCGUCCUCCCUCGUCGUCAGAUACUCGUGUAUGACAGAGAGAAUAUUUGAUCCCUUCAACGCCAACUUCAACUGGAAGGACAACAGCGUGCUCCUGUCCUUCCACUCCGCCUCUCUGAGAGCGACCUCUGACGUCAUCACCGAGUGCUUCGUGCAGUCGGACUCCAGCAGCUCCAGCCUCAACCUGCACAUCACAGGCCUCAACUUCCCGCCGCUCGUUGACAGAGGAGGCGGCGAUGACCUCAGCCAGUCCAACGACAUCGUCGUGCAGGUGGACUCCGAGUCCUGGCACCUGCCUGCCUCGCUGUAUCCCUUGUGGCGCAUCGUGUCCAGGACGUCCAUCAACAUUGAGUUCCACAUGAAGCCAUCGCCUCAAAAACGUCCGGUGUGGCUGUCCAUCAAGGAGCAAAAUCCAGACAGACGAUUCGAGGUCAUAUGCAAAUCCAGACCCGCCCCGACGACGAUCACCACGGAGCAGACAACGGUGCAGUCGACAACGAUGAUAGAAACAGAAAAAAUGUUUACUUUGAAAGAACUGCUCAUGGCCUGUGGAGUGACUGCUGUGGUGUUCAUCCUACUGGUGGCUGGCAUCUGCUGUGUCCUGUAUUAUCUCAGGAAGCGACGAAGGUGGUCAGAUGACCGCGACAGCCAACACCUGGUCGCCCGUUUCGACAACCGCUCACCAGAUGGCGCCAUAACCAUCUCCAAUGGAACGGAACAUCCCGUGUGCUGUUCUGGUGAAGGGGAUGUCAGGAACAACAACUCUUCAUGCCAAUUGAACGAAAUGCGAUAUUCUCAUUUACCACUCUUACGACCUGGAUCCCCUCCCUCCUGCUCCUCCUUCUCCUCCCCCUGUCACUUCGCGCCCUCAACAAAGGAGUGUCUGCCGCCAGGUAGUGUCGUGUCCAGUCCCAUUUACGGCAACACGGAAGUGAACCCUGACCUCUCCAACACUUGCAGCCACGAUUCUGCCGGCUACCUCCUGCCUGCCGAGGUCAGCAGCGUGCUGGAGAAGGACACCGCAGACCUCGCCAAACGGCCGUUGCCGCAGUCACCUGCCAGCGGUCAGCCAAGUGCUGCGAGUGGUCAGACAUGGCCACAGAACUACCUCUCUCCCUGUGACGGUGCCUCCUCUCUACCCCACAGGCUACCAGACGACAGCUCGGAGUACGAGGAGAUUCCAGCUUUAGGUAUCCCCAUCACCAAGAAAUACUAGUCACGUGUCACACAUGCUACCUGGCUGCACAUCAGGUAACUCUAGCAACAGGACAUGCCAGCAGUUCGUACUUCAAACAUGUUACAUGACAAAACCGAAUUUUAUUUUCAUAUAAAGCGGUGUAACUGAUUGUUUUAGUGUCUCAGUGCCAUCAAGUUUUAUAAUUGACUGUUUGGUGUCUCAGUAUUACCAUGUAGGACCUUGCAGUCUGCCUCACUCACAUGACUCACUCACUCACAAUGAUUUGCCUAGAUAAGAUAAAAUUCUUUGACUAGUUUACGUAUUAGCAAUCUGGCGAUUCACAAGUUUAGAAAGUAGUUGUAUGCUCAUGUGAAAAUAGUUAAUCCGUGAAAUUCGUGUAGGUGUGACAGGUCGUUUGUAAAUAAUGGACAGAAGUCUGUGGAAAACCAAAUAACAAAUACUCAACGAGAAAUUUUAUGUAUUUUACACAUUGAUGCAACAAUUUAUUGUGUAAAUACACAUAGAACACACGGAGCUGUGUAUUUCACAAAAUAUUAUUUAUUAUGUUUAUUUUAUGUAAUUCAGUAAUGUUGAUCAAAUCAAUAUCAGUGAAUUGUAUAAUUCUAUAUUUAAGUAUAUCUCAAAACUCCGAAAGUCCUCUAGGAAGCUUAUGUAAACAAACAUUCUUACUUCAGCAUUCUGAAACACAAGUGUAUAUGUACCUAUCUAGCCAUAUAAUCUUGGCUAAGACAGUGUAAGUGUUUACUUGUAAUGUGAACAUUGGAAUAAACACAUGUAUAUUCGAGUAGCAAACAUCCGAAUAUAUACUCAGAAGCUUGGGCACAGAAUGUUUGUGUAUUAUGGAAUGUUUGUUGUCUACACGGAACUAAUGUAUAAUGAAAUGUUUUUUCUAAUUGGAUUGUUUGUGUACAUAUGAUGCUUAUCUAUAUGAAAUGAAUGUUUGUUUCUUUCCCCUG
This is a messenger RNA of Pomacea canaliculata, 2790 nucleotides long. RefSeq lists its product as uncharacterized. Lineage: Eukaryota; Metazoa; Mollusca; Gastropoda; Architaenioglossa; Ampullariidae. The record is from RefSeq and is a predicted model, not a curated record. The transcript is spliced from 7 exons. Bases 260 to 1852 code for a protein of 530 amino acids.